This is a messenger RNA of Talaromyces rugulosus, 2199 nucleotides long. RefSeq lists its product as uncharacterized. Gene Ontology annotation, molecular function: DNA binding; zinc ion binding; DNA-binding transcription factor activity, RNA polymerase II-specific. Bases 1 to 2199 code for a protein of 732 amino acids. The record is from RefSeq and is a predicted model, not a curated record. The transcript has a single exon. NCBI's taxonomy places the organism in Eukaryota, Fungi, Ascomycota, Eurotiomycetes, Eurotiales, Trichocomaceae. Gene Ontology annotation, biological process: DNA-templated transcription; regulation of DNA-templated transcription.
AUGGCGGAACUACAACCACCCAGGGAGACUGUAACUUGGGCACCAGCUGAACAUGAAGUCAGAGAUCUGUCUGGCCUGAAGCCUCUCAGUUGUACGAACUGUCGACAACGAAAAGUUAAGUGUGACAAGUCUAGUCCGUGCUCUCCCUGCAAACGAUCAGGGAUUGACUGCGUAUUCCCGAAACGAACUCGUAUCCGGAAAGCGCCACAGGGGGGUAGCAACUACAAAUCCAGAGACCAUGAGCUCCUCCGACGUAUUGGAAAGCUCGAACUCCUUGUCGAAAAGAUGAGAGGGGACAUUCCUAACCCCUUGACAUCUGGAGAGUCCAAUGGUCGACAGACCACCUCUUCAUCUGACCUUUCCUCUUCUAUCAUGGACUACAAGGAGAGCAGUAAUCUUCAACCUCUACCGACGGGAAACAUGACACCUGUUGAGAGGAAAUAUAUUAGCGGUGACUUUUGGGCUAACCUGGGAGGAGAAGUCGAUGGGCUGCGCUCUUUACUUGAACAGCCUGUAGACGACGAUGAAAAUAAUGACGAAGAAGUCGCCCAAUCUACUCCGUCAACUACGGUCCAUUCGACACUACUCGAUUUCGUCUUUCGUGGAGUUGAUAGCCGCCUUGAACGGGUAGAUUUUCCAAUAUCAUACCGUCACUUCAAGGCCCUUACCUACACCUAUUUUACGAAUGUCGAUCUAGUCUUCAAAAUCCUUCAUAGACCAACGACCCUCUCUUCUAUAGCUGAUAGUACGAGCAACUUUUCUGCGCCGCCAAAUAACAGCGUAACCGAGCUACUGAUGCUAUGCAUGUAUUUCGCUGCACUCACGUCACUGUCGCCAAAGGAGUGUCAGCAGAUGUUCCAUGAAGACUCUCAGACACUGCUUUCCAAGUUCAGACGUGCUGCAGAGCUUGCCCUUGCAAGAGAGAAUCUUCUUAUUACGAACGAAAUUGCAGUUCUACAAGCGUUCGCCCUCUACCUUUUUGCCCUACGAGUACAUAGCAAGACCCAAUCCACGUGGACUCUCUUUGCACUCGUACUUAGAAUUGCUCAGUCAUUUGGAAUACACAAAGAUGCCAAUGACACCAGCCUAUCGUUUUUUGAGGCUCAGCAAAGGAGCCUCCUCUGGUGGCAAAUCAUGAUUCUUGACGUCCGCUGCGCAGAAGACCGAGGUACUCAACCAAUGAUAUUUGAGGGCUCCUUCAACACUCCUAUGCCUCUCAACAUUAACGACGACGACUAUGGGCCCGAAACAAGUGAGCCCGUUCCGGAAUUUCCGGGUUUGACAGACAUGACCCUGAGCCAUGUCACCCAUAAAUCGGCAUUUACCUUCCGAAAGCUUCUGUUUCCUAACCAGAUCAGUUUCACUGAGAAAGAACAGAUGAUCAAAAGCUUGAGCCUUGAGUUUGAGUCACUCUACUUUCAAAAGUGCGACGCAAACGUUCCCAUUCAGUGGUUUCUUUCAAUGAUCGGACGAUUAUUAAUACUCAAGAUGUGGCUAUCACUGAGAUAUCCGCUUCAACCUCGAGGUCAACCCCUAUACGCGAACACGACCCCGGAUCAAACCCUCCGCACAGCGGUCUUGAUCCUCGAGAUUAUGAACCUGUACGAGAACGAUCCGAAAAGCUCCCAUUUCAAGUGGGUCGGAAGAACAUGGGUGCAGUGGCAUCCUUUAGCCGUCGUAUUGGCCGAACUCUGCGUUCAAACAAAAGGACCAUUGGUAGACAGGGCAUGGGCAGUGGUAGAAAGUGUUUGGAAUACAUAUGGGGAACGAGUUGCCGAUACCACAGAAGGAAUGUUGUGGAAACCGCUCAAGAGGCUGCUGAAGAAGGCACAAGCUGCAUACCAAGAAGCGGCAACCAAGAGAGAGGUCCAAAUUGGAGACAUGCCCACCAAGGGUAUUAUUGCUCAGCCUCUUCCGGAUCCUAUGUUUGAUCUUAGUCAAAUGGCCAUCAAUGAAUAUAACCAAUCACUGCUGCUUAGCGGCCACGCUCCGGUUGAUCCACAGGUGUCUCCAGAGCACAACUUUGAUGCAUCUUACAACAUGAUUCCAAUUCCGCAGGACAACAUCAAUACGGACUAUGGGAAUGAAAUCAACUGGGCAGUUUGGCAGGGAUUUCUCAUGGAUACCGAAGUCCCAUAUUCGAUAGAGGAAAAUGCAUUUGAGCCAUGGCCACUUGCUUUUGAUACCCCCUUGAGCUGA